AUGGUUGCAGAUUCUUUUCCUGGUCUCACUGAAGAUUGGCUAACAAUUCAAAAUGAUCGCAGAAACACACUGGCUUCCCUCUGCCAGAAGAACAACCUCAUUAAAUUAAAAAGUGCAUUGGAUUCUCUUGUUGCAAGCCAGAUUUUUGUGGAGCACAAACAUAAAUUUACCUACUGUGAGGUGCCCAAAGUAGGCUGCUCUAACUGGAAGAGAACUAUUUUCAUUCUCCAAGAAGGCUUGAAUGUGGAAGCUUCUGAAAUUGAGCAUGACCAUAUUCACCAAACCUCACUGAUCAGAAGGCUGAGUGCUUACCCUCCUGCCAUGCGAGAGCAAUUUCUAAACAAUUACACCAAAGUGAUGUUCACCAGACAUCCAUUGGAACGGCUGGUGUCGGCUUACAGAGACAAGCUUCUGCACUCUGAGCCAUACUAUAGUAUCACUGUUGCUAAUCAGAUUAAGGCAAUGUUCAGGAAAAACAAAAAUUCCUCUGAAAAAGUGAGUUUCCAGGAGUUUGUCAGUUUCAUUACAGCGAAACCACCAAAUAAUCUUGACAUUCACUGGAAACCAAUGUUUCUACUCUGUGAUCCUUGCAACAUUCACUAUGAUAUUCUGGGCAAGUACGAAACUCUUGGGUUAGAUUCUGUGCAAGUUCUGAAGGCAAUUGGUGCACCAGCGAGCCUGCAGUACCCCAGCUUGAAGAGAUAUGGCUCAGAGAAACGAACUAAUAGUGAUAUCACCUUGGAGUACCUCAGACAAUUGAGCUCAGAACAAAUUGAGAAGAUACAAAAAUUAUAUCAAAUGGAUUUUCUCUUGUUCAACUAUACUUUGAAAUAUGAGAACUAUUUUUCUCUGUGA
Messenger RNA from Lagopus leucura (white-tailed ptarmigan), 855 nucleotides. Its product is annotated as carbohydrate sulfotransferase 9-like. The record is from RefSeq and is a predicted model, not a curated record. The transcript has 2 exons. Gene Ontology annotation, biological process: proteoglycan biosynthetic process; carbohydrate biosynthetic process. Gene Ontology annotation, cellular component: membrane. Bases 1 to 855 code for a protein of 284 amino acids. Lineage: Eukaryota; Metazoa; Chordata; Aves; Galliformes; Phasianidae. Gene Ontology annotation, molecular function: sulfotransferase activity.